UCUGGAUGUUGAGCUUUAAGCCAACUUUUUCACUCUCGUCUUUCACUUUCAUCAAGAGGCUUUUUAGUUCCUCUUCAUUUUCUGCCAUAAGGGUGGUGUCAUCUGCAUAUCUGAGGUUAUUUGAUACUUCUCAGUCCCAGACUUAGAUCUGGCAAAGGAAGAUAGUUGUAACUGAGUGCAGCAUUCCACCAGCCUGGACUCCUAGAAGAGCCCAAGGAGGGAUGGGCAGCUAUCCAUCAGCCUCAAAGCCCUGGUCAUGCCUCUAGCUGCUGCUUCACACUACUGGGGCUUUGAUACCCUCAUGUAAGCUCCUCGGAAGACAGACUCCAGAAUCAUCCUGCAUCUAAGCCAGAUCAUCCCUAGAAAGGGUUUCCAGGUAGCCACCAGCAGAACAGAAGGCUAGGAAAACAGGGAACCAGUCUCCUCUGGCUCUAAUUCUCAUGAGAGCCAGUUCUACAGUUUCUUCUGGGCAGUAAUCUGAUGGAGCUGGACUCCUGUCUCUCGAUUGCGGCACGGAUCUACACCGCUCUCCUUCCAUCUCCGCGCUGACGUUCCCUCUACACACUCUGAGCCCUCCAGUCACAGUCUGCAGUUCCUGCAGCUUCAUAGAUACUGGAGAUGUACUGUGGAUAUGAGUCACUCCAGGAGGCCCUUUCUGACCCCUCACUGUGUCCUGAGUUUCUCCUACGUUUGCUGACCUCUGGUGGUGAUAGUUUGAACUGUACUAUCUUUUUAUAGUGGUCGGCUGACAGGUAUUGGUACACAUUUUCUCAGUCCAUAUUCAAAUACUGUGUUAGAAAAUAUUUUUUACUGCUGAAUUUUGUAUUUUCUUUCAGGCAUCAUGGCCAUAAAUGCCAAAAAAAAAGAAAAAGAAAAAAACAGGGCCUGGGCUUUAGAAUCAGACUUACUACGUCCAAGCCUAACUGCUAUUUCCUGACCGAGUGACCUUGGUCAGGUUACCUAAAUUCAGCUUUCUUACCUAUAAAGUGAAGAUAAUAAUAACUCAAUGGGAGAAUUAGAUGUGAUGAUUGUAAAAUUCAUAGCCCUAGUCGUGCCCUAGCACAUAGGUGCUCAAUAAAGUUUGUUACCUUUUCUAUAAUGGUCAUCAGUGUGAUUUUUUAAAAAUUUUAAUAACAUCAAAUCUACCUUCAUACACCUAUUUUCAAUGUGAUUUUUUAAAAACUCUAAUUUUAUACAGCUGCUUUCCUGACCCUUGAGUUUAGAAAAUCAGGUCAACUCAAAGUCUAGGCCUGUGAAGCCUGUCUGUGCCCACAGAACCGCAGAUCUGAGCCCAGAAAAUAAGAGCUAGAAGGGCUUUUGGGAACAGGUGAAUGGCUCUGAGCACUUAACCUCACUUGGGUUUCCAGCCUGGGAAGAGCUGACAGCAGCCAGCACUUUUUCCUAGGGUCAGCAAAGGGCAGAAGUUUGGCAUCACUCUGUUCUCAGUGGGAACUCUAAGGCCCCCUCCUCCCACUUUACAGAGAAAAGGAGGUGGCUGAACAGAGGAAGAUACAGGACUGGUUCUCUGCUCCUCCCUCUCUCCCUGCUUUUCCCCACACCCAUCCUCUCCCCCACAGCAGCCGUCUCCCCCACAGAGACGGGGAAGAGGGAGGAGGGUGGAGUUGGGGGCUGAAGGAUCAGAAGCCCCACGGUGCUCUGUGUCUGAAGGAAGCUCUGGCCAGGGUCAGCUGUGCUGGCUCCUGCUGCCCCCUCCAGCAUGAUGCUGGGGGUCCUGGGGCUCUGGGCACUGCUUCCUACAGCUGUGCAAGCACCCCCCAGCAGGCGGACCUGUGUGUUCUUCGAGGCCCCUGGAGUGCGGGGAAGCACACAGAACCUGGGGAAGCUGCUGGAUGCAGGGCCGGGCCCCCCCAGGGUUAUCCACUGCCUCUACAGCCGCUGCUGCUUUGGAAUCUGGAACCUGACCCAAGACCAGGCACAGGUGGAGAUGCAAGGAUGCCGAGACAGUGAUGAGCCAGGCUGUGAGUCCCCCCGCUGUGACCCAAGUCCCCGAGCCCAUCCUCGCCCCAGCUCUACUCUCUUCACCUGCUCCUGUGGCGCUGACUUCUGCAAUGCCGAUUACAGCCAUCUGCCUCCUCUGGGGGGCCCUGGGACACCUGGUUUGGAGGGCCCCCAGGCCAUCUCAGGGGAGUCCACCUGGAUAGCGCUGCUGCUGUUGGGACUGUUUCUGCUGCUGCUGCUGCUGAGCAGCAGCAUCUUGGCCCUGCUGCAGCGGAAGGCCUGCCGAGUGCAAGGUGGGCCAGAGCCAGAGCCAGAGUCAGAUUCAGGCAGGGACUGGAGUGCUGAGCUGCCGGAGCUGCCUGAGCUAUGCUUCUCCCAGGUCAUACGGGAAGGAGGUCACGCAGUGGUGUGGGCUGGGCAGCUGCAAGGCAAGCUGGUAGCCAUCAAGGCCUUCCCCCUGAGGGCUGUGGCCCAGUUCCAAGCUGAGAGAGCGUUGUACGAGCUGCCAGGCCUACAGCAUGACCACAUUGUCCGCUUUAUCACCGCCAGCAGGGGCGGCCCUGGCCCCCUGCCCUGUGGGCCCCUGCUGGUACUAGAACUGCACCCCAAGGGCUCCCUGUGCCACUACUUGACCCAGCACACCAGUGACUGGGGCAGUUCCCUGCGGAUGGCACUGUCCCUGGCGCAGGGCCUGGCAUUUCUCCAUGAGGAACGUUGGCAGGAUGGCCAGUACAAACCAGGUAUCGCCCACCGAGAUCUGAGCAGCCAGAAUGUGCUCGUUCGGGAUGAUGGGUCAUGCGCCAUUGGAGAUCUGGGCCUCGCCUUGGUGCUCCCUGGCCUCGCCCAGCCCCCAACCUGGGCCCCUAGUCAACCCCGAGGGCCGGCUGCCAUCAUGGAGGCUGGCACCCAGCGGUACAUGGCACCGGAGCUCUUGGACAAGACUCUGGACCUUCAGGACUGGGGCACAGCCCUGCGGCGAGCUGACAUCUACUCUCUGGCUCUGCUCUUGUGGGAGAUUAUGAGUCGCUGCCCAGAUUUGCGACCUGACAGCAGACCACCACCCUUUCAGCUGGCCUAUGAGGCAGAACUGGGCAGCGCCCCCACCACCUGUGAGCUGUGGACCUUGGCGGUGGAGGAGAGGAGGCGCCCUCACGUUCCAUCCACCUGGUGCUGCUUGACCACUGACCCUGGAGGCCUGAGAGAGCUCCUGGAGGACUGCUGGGAUGCAGACCCUGAAGCGCGGCUAACAGCUGAGUGUGUACAGCAGCGCCUGGCUGCCCUGGCCUCUCCUGAGGAGGCCCACCCCUUCCCUGAGGGCUGUGCGCAGGACUGCUCACCUUGCUGCCUGGAAGACCAUCUCUCCACUCCUCCCGUCUGCCAUUCUCCCCAGUAGGCUGCAGCUGAGUGCCUGCCACUUCACGGUUCAGCAAGGCCCUUUUUCCAGAAAUCCUCAACCUACCUGGACUACUUCUCCUGUGUAAAUAUGCAUUAUGUAGAACCUG
This is a messenger RNA of Bubalus bubalis (water buffalo), 3461 nucleotides long. RefSeq names its product anti-Mullerian hormone receptor type 2 (gene AMHR2). Gene Ontology annotation, molecular function: transforming growth factor beta receptor activity; ATP binding. Gene Ontology annotation, cellular component: plasma membrane; signaling receptor complex. Bases 1718 to 3352 code for a protein of 544 amino acids. Gene Ontology annotation, biological process: BMP signaling pathway; protein phosphorylation; cellular response to growth factor stimulus. The transcript has 11 exons. The record is from RefSeq and is a predicted model, not a curated record. NCBI's taxonomy places the organism in Eukaryota, Metazoa, Chordata, Mammalia, Artiodactyla, Bovidae.